AUGGCCGGAAUACUUGCGCGAAGACUGAACUUCGUCAAUCUUCAUUACGCAUACAUCAUCCUCUGCUCGCUGUUUGCUUUCAUCAUCAUCUACCCAUAUGGCAAUCUCCGACCGAUCGACGCCUUUUUCUUUGGAGUCAGUGGGAACACUGAGUCUGGGCUGAACACGUAUGUGAUCGUUGGAAUGCUCCCAUCCGAUAGACAUGGAUUGACUAGGGAAAUUAGUAUCGAUGUCAAGGCUCUCGAGACCUAUCAGCAAUUGGUUAUUUACUUCUUCCCCAUCAUCACCAAUCUAGGGUUCAUCAACAUCUUGGUCGUCGUUGUUCGCCUGUGGUACUUUGAGAAGCGCCUGAAGAUAGUUGGCUCAUCUCGGUCGUCGGUGACGUUCGCCAAUCGCCCUCAGCAAGCACCACAAAGUGGCAAAGCCGUACUCAAUGACGGUGUUCAUGAGGAGUCUCAAGAGUCAAGUUUGCCGGAAAGUCAAACGACAACGGACACGCCUGAUGAGACCAACACAAAGCCCGGCUUCCAAGCCAGCACAACAGAGCAACCUUCGAUCGUUUGGGCGCAAGAUGUAGUCGAUAGCAAGCACUUGCCCACAUCCCGAUUCGGCAAAGCAUCCGUACAUGUUGACAGCAAGUCGCUUGAUGAGAGAGCAGGGGUGAGCGGUCAAUCCCAAGACGACGGGCCAUCCACCGAUAGCCUAGAACUGGUCACCGUACCAUUGAGCAAGAGCCAUUCAAUGCCCACCAGAUCAAGGACACCGCCAGAGCGAGCUGCUCGCACCACCUCCUUUGCUCUUGAAAAUGCGGACAGGAUAACCCAGCGGUCCUCUUCCAUGCAUCGAUUACCUGCUGCAUUCGACGCCUUGCCCCAACUUUCUCGUCACGCAAGUGUUGGCCGGAACUCCAUGUUUCAGAACCUGACCAGGAAGGACAAGGAGCUGCUUGGUGGCGUUGAGUAUCGCAGUCUGAAGUUGCUGCUCAAGAUCGUUGUCUGCUAUUUCUUCGGCUUACACCUCUUUGGUGUCCUGGCUCUGGCGCCCUGGAUCGCUCGUGCUCCGAUAAAGUACCGGGAUUAUCUUGAGUCACAAGGACAAGGGCAGGUCUGGUGGGCCUUCUACUCAGCUCAGACAAUGGUGGACAACUUGGGCUUCACUCUCACGCCCGACUCGAUGAUCUCCUUCCGCGACGCCACCUGGCCCAUGCUGGUCAUGACCUUCCUGGCUUUUGCUGGAAAUACCUGCUACCCGAUAUUUCUCCGGUGCAUCAUCUGGACAAUGCGUCGAUGCACCCGAGAGCGCAGCUCCAUGCGGCAGCCGUUGCAGUACCUGCUCGACCAUCCGCGGCGUUGCUACACUCUCCUCUUCCCCGGAAACGUCACCUGGAUCCUCUUCGGCAUCCUGUUCGUCCUAAACUUCAUCGACACUCUCCUGAUCGUCUCGCUAGACCUCCACAGCGAAGAGCUCACGACACUGCCACUGGGCCCUCGCAUCCUAGCAGCCCUCUUCCAAGCGGCCAGCUCCCGCCACACCGGCACCUCCACCUUCAACCUCGCCAAAGUCAACCCAGCGGUCCAAUUCAGCCUGCUGGUAAUGAUGUACAUCGCCAUCUUCCCGAUCGCCAUGUCCGUCCGCGCGAGCAACACCUACGAAGAGCGCGCCCUCGGCGUCUACGUAGCUGACGAGACGCCGGGAGACACCGAGAAGCCAGCGAAAUACCUCACCCACCACAUCCGCAACCAGCUCUCAUUCGACCUAUGGUACAUCUUCCUCGGAACCUUCUGCAUCUGCAUCGCCGAGGCCGAUCCCAUCAAGGACACCAGCAACGUGGCCUUCACCGUCUUCUCCAUCUUGUUCGAAGUCACGAGUGCGUAUGGUAAUGUUGGGUUGAGUCUUGGUACCAAUGCCACUUAUACGAGUUUGUGUGGUGACUUUAGUAUCUUCAGCAAGCUGGUCAUUUGUGCCAUGAUGCUGAGGGGGAGGCACAGAGGUCUGCCGUAUGCGCUGGAUCAUGCGGUGAUGUUGCCGAGUGAUGCGGAUGAGGAGACGGUUGGGGCUGGAGAUAAGGCUUGUUGA
This is a messenger RNA of Saxophila tyrrhenica, 2076 nucleotides long. RefSeq lists its product as uncharacterized. Gene Ontology annotation, biological process: potassium ion import across plasma membrane; intracellular potassium ion homeostasis. Bases 1 to 2076 code for a protein of 691 amino acids. Gene Ontology annotation, molecular function: high-affinity potassium ion transmembrane transporter activity. Lineage: Eukaryota; Fungi; Ascomycota; Dothideomycetes; Mycosphaerellales; Extremaceae. The record is from RefSeq and is a predicted model, not a curated record. The transcript is spliced from 5 exons. Gene Ontology annotation, cellular component: plasma membrane.